This is a messenger RNA of Galleria mellonella (greater wax moth), 8786 nucleotides long. RefSeq names its product CTD nuclear envelope phosphatase 1 homolog (gene Dd). Gene Ontology annotation, molecular function: protein serine/threonine phosphatase activity. Lineage: Eukaryota; Metazoa; Arthropoda; Insecta; Lepidoptera; Pyralidae. The transcript has 7 exons. The coding region runs from base 178 to 909 and encodes 243 amino acids. The record is from RefSeq and is a predicted model, not a curated record.
UCUAUUUUGUUUGUGGUUUUGUGAAUUGGGUCGAUUAUGUCAUGGCGCGUUAGAUGUUUUCGGCAGUUGAUUAAAUGGAAUUUGUUUUGAAUUACGCCGUCAAUGAUCUCGUUUCGAUCACUGUUGUUUAAUACAAAUUGUAUUUAUAUAAUCGUGAUCCUCUCCUAAUCUAUUCAAAUGCUGAAACAAUUGCAAAUGGGCCUUCGCACGUUUAUGCUUAUCGCAUCUAAAGUAUGGAGUUGUUUUUGUUAUAUGUUUAAGAAGCAAUAUCGAGCGUUGGCGCAGUACCAAUCUGUCAAGUAUGAAAUUUAUCCGCUUUCCCCGGUAUCUAGACACAGGUUGAGUUUAGUGAAAAGGAAAAUGUUGGUACUAGAUCUAGACGAGACGCUGAUUCAUUCACACCACGACGCGAUGCUGCGGCCGACCGUCAAACCUGGCACGCCGCCCGACUUCGUCCUCAAGGUGACGAUAGACAAGCAUCCAGUCAGGUUCUUUGUGCACAAGCGGCCGCAUGUUGACUACUUCUUGGAUAUAGUGUCGCAAUGGUACGAGUUGGUGGUAUUCACCGCGUCCAUGGAAAUAUAUGGCGCCGCUGUCGCCGAUAAACUGGACAACGGCCGGGGUAUACUGCGCAAGAGGUUUUAUAGGCAACAUUGCACCGCGGAGCUCGGUUCAUAUACAAAAAACCUGUCGUCGAUAUGCGACGACCUAAACAGGGUAUUCAUUCUGGACAACUCGCCCGGGGCGUACCGGGACUUUCCAGACAACGCGAUCCCAAUCAAGUCGUGGUUCUCGGACCCGCUGGACGUGGCGCUGCUGAACCUGCUGCCGGUGCUGGACGCGCUGCGCUUCACGCACGACGUUCGCUCCGUGCUCUCGCGCAACCUGCAUCUGCACCGCCUCUGGUAGCCGCGCAGGUGAUAACUGGCUUUUGUACAAAUGAGGUGUGCCCCGGGCGCCCUGGACUUAUUUAUUUCAAAUGGAACAUUAAGUCGUUAUACAUAUGAACAUAGUUAAUGGUUUUAAGUCGUACUUGUAAAGUGUUGCGCGUAUACACGAGUGAGUUACCUACGUUGGUAGGGUUUGCUGGCGUUUCUAAAACACCCCGUGUUAGAUAAGUGACAGACGUGGCCUCUCUGAGUACUCCCUAUGUUUACAUUGCGAUUGUUGUUUUUUUUUCUGCCCAGUUGACAGCGUUCACCCCGAAAAUUACCCAAAAGUGGCAACACCGAAAUUAUCUGUCAUUUUCAAAGACAAUUGUAAUGUUUUAAAUAUUUGUAAUUGAUUAAUAAAUGCUCAAAUAACGAACUAGAAUGGUAAUUUAUCACUGAAAAUGUGGAUUUAGAAUUAAUAAAAAACUAUUUCUAUGUUUAACGUUUGACUUCGCUGCAGAGCUCUUUUUAAAUAAUCUAUUGGAAAUAUUUAAAAUUGUUUUAUUGAUUUUAAAAAUUGACCGAUAAUGUUGCCAUACUUUUAUAAUAUUUUGUAUGAACGCCCCUGAACCCCAUGUCUUACAAAUUAUAAAUCAUGCAACACUAUUGUAUUUAUAUUACGGAAUUUUCCGCCUAAAUUGAUUACCAUCAUUAAGAGAGCACUCUCAUCAUACAUGACUUAGUUUGGAUACCAAAAGUUCAAAUUACAAAUAGAUAUAUUACUAAUACUAUAUAAAUAGUUAAUAAUUACCCAAUUUUCCAAAAAUGUAAUUUAAAAAAAUCCAGUAUUUUACCAGAAUCGGUAUUUUACUGAUUGUGAAUUUAAAAUAAUAUAUGAAUAUAUUUAAAAAUCAUUUUAAAUACCAAAUGUGUUGAUGUCUAUUUGUGUUUGUAAAAUAGUGGUAAAAAAAGAUAAAAAAAAAAAUAGUAAAAAAUGUUUCUCUACAAACCAUAGAUAUUUAACAGAUUCUUUUCUUUGUGGUAUAAAAAAUUAUGUUUAUAAAAUUAUUAAAUCAUUAUAUACUCGUAUAUGUAUUAUUCUGCAGUAUCAAUUCAAUUCAGUAUACUAGACAAUACAUCAUUAUUGAAUGUUGAGUUUAUAUUUGUCACUUUCUUGAUAAAUCUUUAUUUCAAUACGCAUAGAGUUGAUUUUAUUAAUAUAAUAAGGAUUUUUUUUUUAUUUCUCGAACGAAAAACCCUUUAUAUUUGAAGAAAAACCAAUGUCAAUAAUUUUUAGGUUAGAUGUGAGAUUCUGUUUUUUUUUUUUCUUGCUUAAGACAAAUCAAAUUUAGAAUAAAUCUGAUAUGCCCAGUGUCAAUUUACGACUGAGACACGGUACACAAUCGGUUUUGUACGAUGUUUCUAGAAGGCGGUCCAUGAUGUGCGCGUGCGCCCCUUAUUUGUCCGCACAACUCCACAUUUUGGCGUCGAUAGAGCUUGUAGUAUAAUUUACUAUCUACUUAUCAUCUGGUAUAUUAAAAAAAAGUAAAUAGCAGGGUUUUUAUAUGUAAGUAAGUUAGUUAAUACUCAUAUGUACGUUAUUUGGCUCAGAGCUAGGCCACAGUCUACAAGUCAAACGUUUGAAGUCAGUUGAUUAUGUAUAUAGGCGUCUCUUUCAUUCGUUAAUAAUAAGAAGGAGAUGCAAACAAUUAUGUGAAUACGCCCAAUACAGGGUUGUCUCCAAACUUUAGUAUACAUAUAUUUUUUAUAUAAAACUUCGUACCGUUUUGUAUGGAAGCGCCGUUUGCGGGGGACCCUGUAUUGUGAGUGAACUAGACGGCGCGAUCGCCUGUCCUUCUCUAGUAUAAUAAACCAUUAGAUUUAAUGUACCCACCAGAUUUGAACCAAGUUUAUGUGAAGUUCAAAUAACACCUCACUUUUGUUUUUUUUUUUUUUAUAUCCGCGAAUACAUAAGAAAUGUAAAUAAUUGUUGUAUAAAAAAUGUAUGUACCUAAUGUUGAUAGCUAAAUACUUAUGUAAAAUAGUAAAUACAUAUGUUGUAAGUCUCCUUUCAAAUUUUAUACUUGGACAGAAUGUUAAUUUUAUUUAGGUGUUUUUAUAAAGACAUGAAUUGUUCACCCAAAACAUUGUAGAUACGAACUUCUCGACUGUUACCUAACGGUACAUUACUUAGGUAAUGUACCGUUACAGAUGUCUCCCUUGUUAGUUGCAGUAAGAGAAAGCUGAAUAAUGUCAUAAGAAUAAAUAGACUGGGUAAGAGACUUACAUACUCUGUGAUUAUAGCAUCCUGGUAAAAUUUACCCUAACUCCCAUUGGUGGAUCCUUGAAGAAGACUUACGAAUAAAAUUGAAACAAUUGUUAGAACGACAUUGUAAAAGUUAUAUUUUCCUUAUAUAUAUAUAUGUAUAAUAUUUUACAACAUGACUCGUGCGUCUCGCUCAUUCGUACGUGACUUACGUGCGAGUGAGCGAGACGCGCUCACUGCAGUCUGUCACUUAUUAGUUCUAACUUCAUAAGACGCGAGUCGUCACGUUAUUAUUAUUAUUAUUAUUGAAUUCACACCAAUGUCAGUUCUACCCGAAUAUUUAUUCUUAUGGUAAUGUUAGUGAUAUGUAAAUUCAUUUAAAUUUUAUAUAUAUUUAUAUUACAUAUUCUCUUUUCGUAAUAGUUCGUUCAAAAAAUAAAGUUGAUCGUUCGCCAGUUCUUAUGUUUUCGAAAUUUGAAAUUAAACAGUUUUCAACCGUUCUCAAAAAGAAGGACAUACUCAAUUUGAUUGUAUUUUCUUUUUUAUGUUUAUUACUUCAUAACUCCGUCACUUCUAUACUGAUUUAAAAAAAAUCUUUUUUUUUUAUUUUUUAUUUGAUAUUUAGAGAUUGAUCCCAUGGAAAUUUUUUGAAAUUCGAUUCAGUAAUUUAGUUUUUAAAACAAUAUAACUGUUUUUUUUUUGUCUUAACUGAAGUUGUUUCUUUUUUUGAGGCACAAUCUUUAAUUAUAGAUAAUUAUUAAUAAUUAUAUUAUAUUAUAUAAUUGUAUUCCACAAAAAAGAAAUGGUCUUCAAUUUUGGCAAAACCAGUUAAUUUGAUUUAAAAACAUAACAGCUAAACCGAUUAUUAUAAAAUUUCAACAGUACCAAUCUAUAAGUAUGUAUAUAUAUAUAAUAUUUAAAUAAAUAAUUUUCCAAAUCGGUUUAGAAUUGACGAAGUUAUAACGUAAAAAACUACAAAAAAAAAAAUCGAAUUAAUAAUCUUCUUCAUUUUGAAGUCUAUUGACAAAUUUGUAUGUAUUUAUUGAAGUAAACAUAUAGAACAAAUUAACAACUGGUAUAAAUGACCGCUAGAAAAACUGGCAGUAUAAUUUCAAUUAAGAGAACAUAUAAUUCAGUGGCUCCAUUUAGCGAGCGAAUCGUCCUAUACGACGUUUGUUUGUACACGGUCGAUAUUCAAGAACUUUCCCUUUAUAGUAAAUUACUGCAGCGGCCAGCAACUGAGGCAUGGAUGAACGUGCAAAUGUGGGCCGAGGCGCACCCGAGGCACACAUACGUGAGUCCAAUGCCUAGUUGUGGCCGAGGCUUGUAUAGUAUUUUUCUCAAACAAUGCGCGGAAAUCAAAAACACAAUUUGACUUUUUAAGUUCAAUGACGAAUUACGAACAAUAAUAAUUUUUCACGCGCCAUAAUGUUCCUUUUUUUUUUUUUCAAUAAUUUUUCUAUUUGCAAGUCAGUUCGAAAUUUAAAUAAAACCUUUUAUUAGUUACCUCCUUGGUAGCCAUGUUUCGAAGAAAAAGGUCAUUCUAUUUUUGAAUUACAGGACAGAUAUGAGUUUACAUAGUAAUUUAUCUGGCCGCAAAACACGACAGAUAUGGAUUUUCAUACAACUUUUACCGGCCACUGCCCGCAUGUAUCUUGGCCAGUACGGCAAUUUUGAUUUAUCUCGAAGAAGAUUGUCAAAAUAAUGUUCACAUUUCCAAGCAUGUUUGAGAAAUAGUUUUUUGGCGAACGAUAAAAUCACUUUCAAACAAAAAUUACAUUAGUAUUGAUCUAUCGGUUGUUCGCUAUUAUAUUAAUAACGAUUCCAUUAAAGUUUUGUGUUACUAAGAAUUACUUUAUGGGUACUGUUUUUAAACAAAGGUGAGGUGUGCUACAAUGCUGAGACACUAACAAUAAAUGUUUGCACCAAUUUUUCAUAAACUGCCUAACGCGAGGCCUAAUGUAAGGUAUCACACGGUCUAACCUGUCAGGCUUCGUUUUACUUCACAUCGAGACCGCAGCGACAUCUGUGAAAACAACCAAAUGACAAUUUAUCCCGAUAGAGACGUUAUUGUUUUAUAAACUUUAUUAUGUUUUAGUCUCUGAGAAUAGGCGGAAAAAAAAAAAAAUAUUUUCCCUCCAUUACGGAAUUUCAAGUUACUCCUAACAGUAAAUUUAUAAUUACUGAUUUUGGUUACGUUGUAACACGGUGUCGCCACCUAUGCAUAGCUUCUCGCUUCUUUAUUGGGUGAUUGGGUGCAACUAGUUGGGCCACGCCCCCAUAGAUUGCAGCGAUUGGCUAAAAUUGUUGUUUGCUUCCCAAUUUUACAGUAUUCUAUUUCUAUAGUGACGUCAGACCAUGCUACCCUCUCAAAAUUAUACUGCCCCCCCCCCCCCCCCCCCCAAUUCAAACGUCAAAAUAUUUUAGCUAUUGCUAUCAUUUUGUAAGUGUUGACAUCUCAAUUUGAAAGAAAGAAAAACAAAGCGGUUCAAAAAGCUUUUAAUUUUUACGAUUGAUGAUAAAAAAUGUCGUCGUAUCCAAUAUUUGAUCAUUACAUAAAUUUCAACGUCUACCUCUUUAUAUAAAAGAGUAUUUUAAUAAAAUAUACAUAAGUAAACAAAGACAAUCCUGUCCACAGAUUAUUUCGUAGUUCUAUUAUAUAUAUAUAUAUAUAUAUAUAUAAAACCAAAUCGUUGUGAUGUUAUAUUUUGAUUGUGAUUUAUUUUGUGAGUUUAACUGAUUUAAUUCUAGGAUUUAUUAGAUUGUAUUGUAAUAAAUAGUAAAAUGAAACGUUUUUCAUAUUUCUAAAUAGUUGAUUUGGUUUAUUCACAUCUUUAAACAAGUUAGAUAGAAUUAGCGAUUCUGCUAAUUCUAAUUGCUACUACAGAACAUAAGCCUCCCCCUUGGGGGGUUUUGCCAGUAGUUGCCACGCUUGGCAGACGCAGUUAGGGUUUUGGUAGUGUUUUAAAAGGGACGCUUUUGCCCAUGUCUCGACCAUUAAAUUCCCUUAGUCGUCUUUUACGACCACGGGAAAUAAAGGGGUGGCCUUUUCUAUGCCGGGACCACAGGGCCAAUUUUAAAUGACGAUGAAAAAUGUACAAAUUUUCAUAUAUUAUUACAUGAUGUAUUAAAAUGUGGAAAUAAAAUACGUUUGUGUCAAUUUUGAUUAUUUACUAUUAAACCACUAAGAUUCAACCACUUCCAAAAUCGUCUAUUUUGAAUAACAAAUUUAACGACCUAUAAGUGUCCCACUGCUGGGCAAAGUUUUCCCUAUGAGAGACGGAUAGUAGCUGAUUUGCGGCGUUGCCCAUAUAGCUUAAUAUGAGAUUUUAUCCAUGGUUAUUUUUUAAGAUUAUUUUCCAGGGGGCUCUGGGACUUUAAAACACUUAGAAAGGCACCCCCUCCCCCCCUCUAUCGCAUCGCACAGCUUUCAGUUACGCCUAUGGUUUUGUUUCAAGUUUCCCUUCUGCUUUGUUCCCUAACAUUCGUAUGAAAUGGUGUAUUAACAUAAUAUGUAUUGUAACUCUGUGACACCACGAUGGACUACCUCACCUUAUGUGAAAUAAACAAAUGUUCUUUAUGAUAUUAUAGAUUUAUAAAACGUAUUUAAAGCAUACAAUGGUAUGUAAACGUAAGAACCAUGGAUUCUCUUUCUCUAAUUUAUCUUUAAAAUUAUUCCCAUUUAAAGAUUUAUUUGAACAUAUUGGGUUCGACUCUAAAAUGUCAUUUUUAUAAACUUAUAUCAAAAAACUUUUAAAAUAUUUUUAUUUGAUAAUUUCAUGAAAUUAUUGUUUUAUGGACCAUCAUAAACAAAUAUAAUAAUAUUGACUUAAUGUAUUGGAAAAUUAGUUCAUAUUGUCCCUCACAAUAUAGAUUAACAAAUUGAAUUUUUUUUGUAUUUUAGAUAUACAUUUCGAGAUGUGUCCCAAUGGCAUUUCGAAAUCGACGCCAUUAGCAGUGCCCAAAAAUUAUAUAAAAGACCAAGUUCACUUUAAGUUGAUCGUGUCUGAAUACCUUUUUUAAUGUCCAUUUAAAAAAAAAUAGCUGUCAAUUUUUUUUUUAUUUUUCUUUUAAUUUUAGACAUGAAUUAUAUCACCUUGAUUUAUUUCACCAAUAACGAAAAAUAAUGCAAAGAAGGGUAAAGUGGAAAGUGUACGUCAAAGUACUAGAGUUUACAUAUUAUUUUUUUCAACAUUUUUUCCUACUAUAUUUGUACUUGGAAAUCAAUAGUAACAUUUGAAUCUGAUGAUUAUUUGAUUAAACAAAUUUGUACUGAACUCUUAUAUUCACGCUGUGAAAGGAGAUUUUAUAUUAUUUCUCCACUUAUAUGUAAUAGAAAUUUUUUUCUAAAAUUGAUAAUCAGGUAUUACAAUUUGUAUGGCGAUCUGAUGUUUUUUUUUUUAAAUACAGUUAUUUUAGAAUAACGAGUAGAAUGUAUGUUUUCAGUUUAAAGUUCACCUUACACCCUGCGUCUAUAAUGUAUUAAGCCGCUGAAAAAUUCGUGCAAACAACCUAUCUUCCAGUGAGAGACAUUAAUUAAUUAGAGAGGCUUGUGCGAACGAGGGACAACAGUUUUGCCCGUCAAAACGGUACAACGCACACGCAGUCACGGCAAACGCCCGACAGCUGAGGGUCUACCAUGAAAUGUUUCCGAAAUUUCCGAGCCAAACGAAACACAAAUUUGAUGUUAAAAUUACAUUAUUACAUAAUACAUGCCGUUUGGAAAUAUGAAAAAUGUAUCAAAAAUAUCGUUCCUUUGGAUUUUUAUGAUAGGAUGUACGACAAACGAAAUGUUAAACUCCAUUUAUUGGUCCGAUUUUGGUAUAAACAAACGAAAUUGAGUCCGAAAAUACGGAAUUUCAUUACAUGGUAGACCCGCUGAUCUGUGAUUGUAACCGCCCGCGGACGGGUCCCUCGUCUGCGCACGCCCGUAGUGGUUUGCCCAUUUUUGAUCUCGGUAUUUUUUAGUUUUAAUGUUCAUUUAUGUGAAACACUGGGCACGGAGCCCCAUCCUUUCAGCGGAUGGUCACUCGACUACGCUUAACCUGAUUUAGAUAAUAUAAUUUCUAUAUAUUGUUGUUUGUAUUAAGUAAGGAAUUUUUAAAAAUCGGCAAAUCACUUGUCGCGUCCGCAUGGGCAUGGCAGAAAUCGGUUCAUCUAUAUUUUCCAAAGAGACUACAUCAUAGGAUUCUUAAAAUGGGAGGUAAAGAGGUGAGGUAAAAUGACAUGAAAAUUUAAAAAUAUGUAUGUACAAUUAAUUACAUUGUCCUAUUAUAUUGUAACUAUCGCUCGUCCCUCGUAUGAAGGUGGCGCCCUCUAGUGUAAGGAGUGAGUGGUUUAACUUUGUUGUAUAUGGACACAGAAAAAUCAUACAUCGUGCUGUGCUAACGGUAAACUACAAAAGCGUCCAAUAGUUCUAUUAUGAAGAAUUAAAUUUCCUGAAUAAACAUAUUGAGAAAGUUUACAAGAUUUACUAUAUAAAGGUAACCGCCUUUUGCCGUGCCCUACAUGAAAAUGGAUGGACUUUUUUUUUAAAUCAAAUGUGGAACAGUUUAAUGACAAUAGGAUUACGUAACUCCAUCAUGUACAAAGUAUACAGACUCAGUUGCAAACGAUUUUGUGUACUAAUAAAUGCUGUUUACGGUUGA